AUGAAGCCUUUAGACAUCGGAGCCGAUGGCUCCCUCAACGAAGGAUCUCGCAGUCCCGAAAAGGCUGGGUUUGAGGGCAACCAUAAACUGAGGAAUGGAGGGCCGCCGAAUACGACCAGACGAGGCAGCUUGGAAAUUGAGUGCGAAGGGUUCUCCAGCGGUUGUUCAGAUGAUGACAAACAGCUCUCCAGUGAUCAAACGGACGUGGAGUCGGAGCCCGCCGUCUUAGACACUACCACAGCCAUUGCCAAUUUGUACUUGACAUUCGGUACUUCACUCCCGGCCCCAAACUCAUCUGGCUUCUCCGACGAUACGCUGCCAACCUGCCCGGAUCUCAGCCCCUACGCUAAUCCCCACGAAUGGCCGUCUUCUCGGAAGAAGGUCAUGCUCUUCCUCUCAUGCGUCGCAACAGGCCUCACCGCCUACACCGCGGGCGCCUACUCGCCCCCAGCUGACCUCAUGGCUUCCGAGUUCGGGGUCUCACGCACGGCCGUCUUGACUGGCGUAACGACCUUCACGGGAGGAUUUGCCCUGGCCCCCAUGAUCCUGGCGUCGUUCUCUGAGAUCAAUGGGCGGUAUCCCGUCUUCGUCAUCGCGGGUAUCGUGUUUGUGGUUUUCCAAGUCGUCUGUGGCGUGGUGUCGAGCCUUGCCGGCAUGUUGAUCGCUAGGUUCCUGACGGGCGUUGGUAGCAGCGUGUUUAGUACCAUGGUCGGCGGCGUGAUUGCAGACCUGUGGGAGAAGGAGAAGCGCAAUACGCCCAUGGCGCUUUUCAGCGGGUCGGUGCUGAUGGGCACCGGCUUGGGUCCGCUGGUCUCCAGUGUCAUGGUCUACAGGUGGGAGGGGGGCAAUACUGUGGGGCCAGGGGCGACUUGGAGAUGGGUCUUCUGGCAUCAGGUCAUCGCGGACAUGGUCGUGGUGGCUGCUAUCGUCGUGUUCUUUCACGAGAGCAGAGGAUCGGUCCUACUGAGUCGCAAAGCGAGGAAGCUGAAUCAAUGGUAUGAGGCCCUGGAAGAGAAGGGCUUCCCAGGUGUUUGGAUGCCAGUUCAAUCUGCCGAAAAUGGCGACACACUCAUCUCAUCAACAUCCGAUCCACAUCAACCAGGAGACGAAGAGAAAGAAAUAUCGGCACCAGCGCCCCUGAGCGCUCGGGAGAUGGAGGCCAAGGGAUUCGCGCUCCAGCGUAUCCGUUGGCUGGUCAAGGAGGAUGAGCAACGGACAUCAAUCACCAAGAUGAUCUCAAUCUCCGUCUUCCGGCCCUUCCAUCUUCUAUGUACAGAGCCCGUCGUUUUCUUCUUCUCGCUGUGGGUCUCCUUCGCCUGGGCCAUUCUCUAUCUCACUUUCGGGUCGAUCCCUCUGGUGUUCUCCCAGCAGUACGGUUUCAACACGGAGCAAGCAGGCUACAUCUUUAUUGCCAUGAUCGUCGGCUCGAUCCUGGCAACCGUGAUCGGGGUCUUCCAGGAGGAUCUCCUACGCCAUCCCAAAUGGCAACGAAAGGCAGCGACCGACACCGAUGAGGACACAGACAAGUUCUGGUCCUUCGUCCGCCGAAAGUUCCCCGUUGAGGCCCCCGAGUCCCGGCUGUACUUCACCUGCAUCACAUCUAUCCUCCUGCCCGUGGGCCUAUACCUCUUUGGCUUUUCCUCGCAGCCGUCGAGUCACUGGAUCGCGCCGGCUAUUGCGAUAAGCCUGGCUUCGAUGGGAAUCUACUACAUUUACCUCGCCACUUUCAACUACCUCGCCGAUAGUUACCAGAGCUAUGCGUCUUCGGCACUGGCUGCUCAGUCAUUUUGCCGGAACAUCCUUGGCGGGGCUUUCCCGCUGGUUGUGGGCCCGUUGUUCACCAAUCUUGGUGAUCGUGCCGCGGGAGGGCUGCUCGGCGCGAUUGCGACGGCGUUGACUGUUGUGCCGUGGGUCUUGGCCUUCUACGGUGAGAAGAUCAGGAGAAGGAGUAAAUUUGCAGUUUCUUUGGAACACACGUAG
Molecule: messenger RNA, 1980 nt
Organism: Pseudomassariella vexata
Lineage: Eukaryota; Fungi; Ascomycota; Sordariomycetes; Amphisphaeriales; Pseudomassariaceae
Product: major facilitator superfamily domain-containing protein
Exons: 2
Coding region: 1-1980 (659 amino acids)
Biological process (GO): transmembrane transport
Molecular function (GO): transmembrane transporter activity
Source: RefSeq, a predicted model, not a curated record